Corythoichthys intestinalis (scribbled pipefish) is the source of this 4409-nucleotide messenger RNA. RefSeq names its product zinc finger protein 260-like. Gene Ontology annotation, cellular component: nucleus. The coding region runs from base 247 to 2559 and encodes 770 amino acids. Lineage: Eukaryota; Metazoa; Chordata; Actinopteri; Syngnathiformes; Syngnathidae. Gene Ontology annotation, molecular function: RNA polymerase II cis-regulatory region sequence-specific DNA binding; DNA-binding transcription factor activity, RNA polymerase II-specific. The record is from RefSeq and is a predicted model, not a curated record. The transcript has 6 exons. Gene Ontology annotation, biological process: regulation of transcription by RNA polymerase II.
UUUGAAGUCACCCGUGGGUAUGUUUAGCUCUUUGGCUAUGUCCACGGCCCUGAGCUGAAUGGCAGCUCUGCUGAUGGGCAUCCCGUCCUUUUGUUUCUCGUACACGUACGCGCACACCCUCCAUUCAAGUUCUUGGAAGCGGCCGCUCUGAGGACCACGGAAAGCUUUUCUCUGACUCAGACAUUGACUGAAGAAGAUCUUCACCUGGAGAAGCACGAUCCCCCCCAUGUUAUACUGGAGUCGGAGAUGCCGUUUAUCAAACAGGAGGCGGAGCCGGAGACCCCCAGCAUGAAAGAAGAAAAACAGGAAGAUGAAAUCCCCAACUUUCCAAUGACUGUCAGUGUGAAGAUUGAAGAACAAGGUCCAAGCGACAGCUCAUUUGAACACUCUACAACAAAAGACAUCACAAUGCAAGAUCUUCACCCUGAGGAUCAUGAUCCUCCCCAUGUUAAACAGGAGUCUGAGUCGGAGAUGCCGUAUAUCAAACAGGAGGCGCAGCUAGAGACCCUUUACAUGAUUGAAAAACAACAGCAAGAUGAAAUCACAAAGUUUCCAAUGAAUGCCAGUGUAAAGAGUGAAGAAGAUGAAGGUCCAGGUGAAGAGAGCAGAUCUGCGAAAACUCUGGACGACCGCUUAUUUCAACACCUGACAGCAAAAGGUGAGGGACGUCCGCAACCGAGCGGCCCCUUAGCACUGCUCUCGGAAAGCGACGAUGUAACAUCACACUCUUCUGACUUCAACUCUGAUGAGGAGGAUGUUGACUUUGACCAAAAUGUUUCAAAAUUCUCAAACAAGUCAUCAUUGAAAAGAAGGACCAAAGAGCACGUGGACAUCACAGUGCAAGAUCUUCACCCUGAGACGCAUGAUCUACCACAUGUUAAACAGGAGUCUGCGUCGGAGAUGCUGUGUAUCAAACAGGAAGCAGAGCCAGAGAUCCUCUACAUGAUUGAAAAAGAUCAGCAAGAUGAAAUCCCCAAGUUUCCAAUAAAUCUCAGUGUUAAGAGUGAAGAAGAUGACGUUCCAAGCGAAGACAGCAGUGACCGCUUAUUUCAACACCUGACAGCAAAACGUGAGGGACGAUCGCAACCAGGCGGCCUCUUAGCACCACUCUCGGACAGCGACAACAUAACAUCACACUCCUCUGAUGAGGAUGUUGACGUUCACCAAGAUGUUUCAAAAUUCUCAAACAAGUCAUCAUUGAAAAAAAAGACCAAAGAGCACGUCGACAUGACUGAAGAUCUUCACCUGGAGAAGCACGAUGUUAUACAGGAAUCGCAGUCAGAGAUGCUGUAUAUCAAACAGGAUGCUGAGCCAGAGACCCCCAGCAUGAAAAAAGAAGAACUGGAAGAUGAAAUCCCCAAGUUUCCAAUGACUGUCAGAGUGAAGACUGAAGAAGAAUGUCAAAGCGACAGCUCAUUUAAACACCUGAAAACAGAAGAUAUUACAGUGCGAGAUCUUCAUCCUGAGAGGCAUGAUCUACCCCAUGUUAAACAGGAGUCUGAGUCUGAGAUGCUGUGUAUCAAACAGGAGGCGGAGCCCGAGACCCUCUACGUUAUUGAAAAAGAACAGAAAGAUGAAAGCCCUAAGUUUCCAAUUAUUGCCAGUGUAAAGAGUGAAGAAGAUGAAGGUCCAGGCAAAGAGAGCAGAUCUGCAAAAACUCUGAACGACCACUUAUUUCAACACCUGACAGCAAAGGGUGAGGGACGUCCGCCACCGAGCAGCCCCUUAGCAUUGCUCUCGGACAGCGACGAUGUAACAUCACACUCUUCUGACUUCAACUCUGAUGAGGAGGAUGUUGACUUUAACCAAAAUGUUUCGAAAUUCUCAAACAAGUCAUCGUUGAAAAGAGAGACCAAUGAGCAUGUGGAUAGGAAACGUUUUGCCUGCUCACUUUGCGAUAAAAGAGUUUCUACGAAGCAAGCAGUAACAAGACACAUGCGUACACACACUGGAGAGAAGCCUUUUGUGUGCACAUGUUGCGAUAAAAGAUUUCAUAUGAAGCACGAGUUAACAAGACACAUGAGAACACACACGAGAGAAUCGCCUUUCGCCUGCAGACUCUGUGAUAUUGGAUUUUUUACAAAGCAAGAGUUGACAAGACACAGGCUUACAUGCAUUGAAGAAAAACCUUUUUCCUGCUCACUCUGUGAUAAAAGAUACUCUGAGAAGAGUAAAUUAAACCAACACGUAAAAUCACACACUGGAGAGAAGCCUUGUGUCUGCACAGGUUGCGGUAAAAGAUUUCGGUGCAAACAAGAGUUAACAAAACACACGCGUACACACACUGGAGAAAAACCGUUCGCUUGCCCAGUUUGUGAUAAAAGAUUCAACGAGAAGGGAAAUUUAAAUGCGCACACAAGAAUGCACACUGGAGAGAAGCCUUUUGACUGCUCACUUUGCGAUAAACGAUAUUGUAAGAAGCAAGAUUUAACAAGACACAUGAAUACACACACCGGAGAAAAGCCUUUUGCCUGCUCAGAUUGUGGUAAAAGAUUCACCUGGAAGAGAUACCUAACGAAGCACACAAAAACCCACACUACAGAGAAACCUUUUUCCUGAGCGGUUUGUGGUCAACGAUCCACUUGCAAGGGACAUUUCGUAUCACACACAGGAGGCCAACCUGGGGAAAUCACUUUCAAUUGCAAUAUGUGCCAAAUACAGGUAGUUCCGGGGUUAUGACGGACCAGACUUAUGAGAUUUCGACUUUACAAUGCCUGCAUCUCAUCGCGUUUUUAUUUUUUAUGUUGCCUUUUUGGUUUUGUGAUGCACUUUUAUUUACACGCACAACUCACAUGCACACACAGAGCAGCCGAGUGACAAAAAGGUGACAGCCUGCGAGCACAUUUGUUGCUGGUGAAGCAACAAGAGGCGAGCGACUGCUGUAUAUAACCCCUUUUGUACUGUUUAUUGUGCAUUUCAACUGUGGUCGAGUACUUGGGGCGAGUCUAUGUGUUUGUUUUUGAUGAUGUGCGGAUACUAACUAAUACAUGCUAAUAGUUUGUUAUCGCUAUAGACCCCAAUCACCAACGUCACACAAUCACGUGAUCGCUGUAUUGUGCCACCAUAUUGUCCGUCAUUGUGUGUCGUAUUGUCAAUGGUAGUAGUUUCUAAAGGUGGAUUCACUUGCAAAUUAUGGAUUCCCCAGUGCUAUCAGACGCUGUAAACUCAUUGGAUGAGUUGCAUAAAAGCCGUUAUUUGGAAAAGCUUCGGUCGAUCCAGUCGCCAGAUCCAUAUUUGAUGCCCAAACCGAUGUUUCCUCCCGUCCGGUCCCGUCCCGUGCGUCAGAGCUCGUCCUGAGACCACAAAAUUUCCAAUCAUACUCCAGUUUAUGUCACGAUAAGGAGUCGGGUACCCAAAACCGGCAACGGCCCAAAUAUAAACCGAAAUUUGGUCAGCUGAGGGUCACCGUUGUAAAAUGAAGCUUGAUCGACAACGAACCGGUGUGUGCUGAAAAAUAGCUGCCCCGCGUGAAAUGUCCCCCCUGACGGGAGCGCUUAUUUAUAACGCUUUAUUGACGUGAAAACAUCAAUGUUUUCAUGGGCGCGUUACAGUAAUGGAUUUACGACUAAGAUCAGUUUUAAAUAAUUAAAUUACACAAAAUAUUAGUACUGUAUUUUAGUAACAAAUCGUGGACUGGGCCACAUAACCAUCUUUAAACAGAAAUGUAUUAGUCUAUAGGUUUUCACGACCAUAUCCCAAUGACAAUCACACAGGUAUGACAUUUAGUUCAAGCAGAGUAAAAUAAUUUAUAUUCACGGUACAAGAAAGUAGUUUCCGUGUGGGCGCUCCCGUCACGGGGGAACAUUUCACGCAGGGCGGCUAUUUUUCGGCACAACGCCUGUUGUUGCGCUCACCUUCUUGUUUUGCGACCGUGGCGACGAGCUUCAUAGUCUCCGUCUGAUGAUGUCUCGUGUUGGCAUCAUAUUGAUGUUUUCGCCGCUGUCUGACGGCUGUCGACACAAACGCAUCAUGGACCGAGAUAAACAAACCGUGCUGCUUUAAAGAUUUGCUCUUUUAACAAUGGGCACACAGCAACUUCUAAAAUGACCGUGAUCUUCUCUGUUACUGCAAUCAACCGCCACACAUGCCUUCACCAUUUUGAUUAAUCAGUCAGAUCAAUCAAUGUUAACGAUUGUCAGGAAGGUUUUUGGGUUCGUUUUCUAGGCGGUGAUUCCUUAGACAGGCAGAAAAACACGCAGUAAUAGGAGGAAUGUACGAAGCGAUAAUAUGUAAACACGACGAGCUGACGGACAAUAUGGCAGAACCAGUCAGGGGGGCGGAGUUUUGACCUCACGUGAUUGGGGUCUAUAUCAGCAGCUACUUGUAAACGCAAAUUUGAUUUGCUGUUAUUGAAGAUGAGACUGAUUGAAUUUCAUUUUAUUUUACUUUCAUUCUGCAAGUGUUGAUGU